CAGCAGUAUCGUACGGACAGGAGAGUCCAGUGUGCAAGCGACGAGAACGUAAUCAGAUGGUGGUGAAGACCGUGGAUUGACAGGUCGUGGGGUGUACGAGAGUGAGAGAGAGAGAGAGAGAGGUGAGGGAGAGAGAGAGAGAGAGAGGAAGAACAAGCAUUUACGUGACGGCGGUGGCGUAGGCUCUCUCUCUGUGGCAGGGACGAAUUUUUUCUGUGUGUGUGCGCGCGCGAGCGAGCAAGGGAGAGAGAAAUAAACAGUAAGGAAAAAACGAAGAAGAGAGAGAGAGAGAGAGAGAGACAGGCAGAGCGACAGGCACGAGUGAGAAACACGACUAGUCGACGAACGCGAACGGGCUCGUCAUCAAUGGUGACGAAAUGAUCUGCUAGCCCUGUGCUUUCUGGCCUGGUCCGGACGAGAAGGUGGCCGACGAGAACGAGGAGGAGACGUGAACGUGUGGAGCAGGAGGAGCAGGACGACCAUUCUUGUCUGGAGAAGUGCGUUGCCACAGUGCUCAAGAACGACCGCAAGGGUUGCUCUCUCCCUCUUGCGCCUAAGAGUGUGUCCUCGGAGGGUAUCCGUGAGGCGCUCCAUCCAGGGGGCCCACCCGGGCACGGCGGCCUGUGAUCGGGCUCAGCUGAUCCACGCGCAGCGAGCUAGAGGAGGAGAAGAGGAGGAGGAGUAGGAGAAGGUGGUGAGAGGAGGUGGCGGUGACGCGGAGGAGGAAGCGCUGGUGGACGCUAGCAGCGCUGCGGGGCGAGAGGAAGGACUCCUGCCAAACACAGCCGCGGACGAUCAGCACCGAUAAAAUAUGUCGUCCCCCAGCGCCGGCAAGCGACGUAUGGACACGGACGUUAUCAAACUUAUAGAAAGCAAACACGAGGUGACAAUCUUAGGAGGGCUAAAUGAAUUCUCCGUUAAGUUCUACGGUCCACGAGGGACGCCUUACGAGGGUGGCAUAUGGAAGGUGAGGGUUCACCUGCCGGAGCAUUAUCCGUUCAAGUCCCCUUCAAUUGGCUUCAUGAACAAGGUCUACCAUCCUAACAUUGACGAAGUCUCAGGCACCGUGUGUCUAGACGUUAUAAACCAGGCUUGGACAGCCCUUUACGACUUGUCGAAUAUUUUCGAGUCUUUCCUGCCCCAAUUGUUAACAUAUCCCAAUCCAAUCGACCCCCUGAACGGCGACGCUGCCGCGAUGUAUCUUCACAAACCGGAAGAGUACAAGAAGAAGGUAGCGGAUUACGUCAGGAAGUACGCGACGGAGGAGGCGCUGAGGGACCAGGAGAACGGCGGCACCGGGAACGGGAUGUCCUCCGACAGCGAGUCCUCGAUGAGCGACUUUAGCGAGGAUGAAGCCCAGGACAUGGAGUUGUAACCAAAUAUUUUACCAUCCGUACCCAUAUCCUUAAUCUCGAUUCCCUGUAAGACCCGAUCGCUCGUCCUACCAAAUAGAUGCUUACACCCGAGACUCCGAGCCUCACUCCCGGUGACGGCGACGAGCCUCGUCGUCGUCGUCGUCGUCGCCAUCGUCGCCGUCGUCGCCGCUGCCGCCGUCGCCGCUCUCGUCGUUCGUCGUACGUAUGUCGAACUUCCGACGAGGAGGUGGCUGUUGUUUAGUGCGCGUACGCCCAACGGGCGAGCCAAGCCUCGGCUUGACGAGAGUGAAAGCGACAGUGGCCGACGAGGUGAAAAGGGAGAAUCGCGCGGGGGUGCGCCGCGCGCUUCUCCGUUGAGGGGAAGCGGUCCUCGCCGAGCGCACCGAGGGACGCUUUCGGUCACGGUAAUGUCCAAUGACCCGUUGUCCGAGCUCCAUUGAGUUGUUCCGUUAAUCCGUUUGCUGCGUUCAAUUACCACGAUCACGAUGAUGCGCCCGUUCGCGCGCGACCAACGCGUCCGUAGACACGGACGAAACCCGCGGUCUCUGCGCAUGGAGUCUGAUUCUUCUUUCUCCGAGGAGGAGAACGGUGGGAAAAGGAAGGAAGGACGCGCGUAUGUGUGUGUGUGUGUGUGUGUAAGAGAGGGGGAGGAAGUGAUGAGGAGAGAAAGAGAGAGAGAGAGAGAGAGAGAGAGAGAGAGAGAGAGAGAGAGAGAGAGAGAGAGAGAGAGAGAGAGAGAGAGAGAGAGAAAGAGGACCAUCCCUGGUAUUUACGGGUCUUUAUAUCCAUCGGUCGGUCGACGCGACGUCGAUUCUCGUGAUCGCCCGUAGUACCCGGCGAUUCCGACAUCGGUCAGGCAUCAAGUGCGUAUCUACGAUGCGCGUUUCUGUGUGAUUGAGAGAAGCGAUGGUGAAAUCGAAACGAGAGAAUGUUUCUAGCAGUCGUACGACGAACCAACUACGGAAACAGAGCGAUAGGUGUAUGAUUUGGGCCGGUCGUGUUCCCCCCUCUCCCGUUUCGAGAUUCUCUCGCCCUCGUUUUUUUCUCGUUCUUUCUUCCGAGCACCGCAGGUGUGUGCAUGUCUGUGCGUGUGUGUUGUGUUAUUCGACAAAGAAGAAAAACACGCGAUAAUAAUGAGGGAUCGAAUAGAAGAACGCGUGCGUGCGCUGAAAGCCCUCGUGUCGAAGCGCAGGCUGCGCGUCGUCGGAGAGAGAUGCGCACUGCGAGAGAUCUCAAAAUGCAACGGCAUCCGGCGGUCACAUCUUCUUCACGACUAACGACUCCUUUGCCGCGGAUUAAGUACUGCGUCGGUAUCUUUGUUUAAGAGCGAUAUCUUCACGUUUGAAAUUACGAUUGUUCAUCUUCCUCCUCAUUACGCGGUUUUUGCGAAGGAUACACUAAACGCACUAGGCAUUGCUUUAGAAAAAAAAAGAAAGACGAGAAACAAGACAGGAAGACAAAGAAACGAUGAGUUCGUCUUCGAAAUGCUUUCAUUUCUAUCGGUCGAUCGAUCGAUCGAUUGAUUGAUUAAUUGAUUGAUUGAUUGGUAAAACCGGUACGUGUCGCGACAGUGUUGACGAUUUUUCCAUUAAGGCAGGUCUUUGUUUGUGCAACAAUGAGAGACACAAAAUGCGAUGGAGUAUGGGUACUAGCACCGUCUUCCUUUUUCCUGCCAUCACCAUUCCCAAAACGUUUCCCUCGUAGGAUGCAUCAACGACCGAUUGCCACAUCGUCGUCGUCGUCGUCGUCGUCGUCAUCGUUGUCGUCGUCGUCGUCGUCGUCGUCGUCGUCGUCGUCGUCGUCGUCGUCGUCGUCGUCGUCGUCGUCGUCCACGUCGUCAGCGGUGGCGGUGGAAAAAAGAUCGAAUCUACCACAUAAACGACCGCACGACCGCGACACGAACGUCGAGACAAUGCAACCGCCGUCCAAGAUGGCGCGAUCGUCCUACUGGCGCGGGAGAGUGGGCGCAAACGAGACUCUGAAUACGUUCCGAGCAUCCUCAGCGGCUCGUUUCGAGCUUCACGCAACGGACUGGCGAUACACGGAAAGGACACAAGCGGACGAAGCUGCAGAACUGUCCUCAUCGUGUGUCCAUCCCCCGGAAGUGAAUGUAGAUUUAGUCGAUCCGGGAGGGUGCGAAUCGGACGGCGUUUAACGUUUGCUCCGCAAGUUUUAAGUCAAUUUGUAUUUUGUUUUAAUCUCAUUGUCACAUCUGACUCAUUAUAGAUUUCGUAUAGGAUAUCAUUGUUAUACAUUAAGAGGAGAACGUGCAUACAUUAAAUUGGUUUCUUACGA
Messenger RNA from Harpegnathos saltator (Jerdon's jumping ant), 3671 nucleotides. It is a transcript of the gene UbcE2H, whose product is annotated as ubiquitin conjugating enzyme E2H. The record is from RefSeq and is a predicted model, not a curated record. The transcript has 6 exons. Lineage: Eukaryota; Metazoa; Arthropoda; Insecta; Hymenoptera; Formicidae. The coding region runs from base 812 to 1375 and encodes 187 amino acids.